This is a messenger RNA of Rhincodon typus (whale shark), 465 nucleotides long. RefSeq names its product RNA terminal phosphate cyclase-like 1. Gene Ontology annotation, biological process: endonucleolytic cleavage of tricistronic rRNA transcript (SSU-rRNA, 5.8S rRNA, LSU-rRNA); ribosome biogenesis. Gene Ontology annotation, molecular function: RNA endonuclease activity. The transcript is spliced from 4 exons. The annotation marks the transcript as partial. Gene Ontology annotation, cellular component: nucleolus. NCBI's taxonomy places the organism in Eukaryota, Metazoa, Chordata, Chondrichthyes, Orectolobiformes, Rhincodontidae. The record is from RefSeq and is a predicted model, not a curated record.
AUUAUGAAGCAAGCUUCAUUCGGUUGAUGGACAAAAUAACAAAUGGUUCCCGCAUUGAAAUAAAUGAAACUGGUACUACACUAUAUUACCAACCAGGGCUUCUGCAUGGAGGAAGGAUUGAACAUGACUGUCACCCACAACGCUCCAUUGGCUAUUACCUGGAAGCCUUGCUGUAUCUAGCUCCUUUUAUGAAGAGACCAUUAAAAGCCAUCUUGAGAGGCAUCACCAAUGAUCAAACGGAUCCUUCUGUUGAUACUCUUAAGGUGACAGCCCUCCCCUUAAUGAAACGGUUUCGUAUAGAUGGUGAAGGACUUGAGCUAAAGGUAGUCCGGAGAGGCAUGGCCCCUGGAGGAGGCGGUGAGGUUAUGUUCUCGUGCCCAGUACGGAGGUUUUUAAAGCCUAUCCAGUUAACUGACCCUGGCAAAAUUAAGCGGAUCAGAGGUAUAGCGUAUCCUUCUCCAAUCU